AUGGGCGUCCUCGGGGAGCUCAACAACACGCCCGCGGGCAAGGGACCCAAGGCGAAGACGCCGCUCAAGUCCAAGAGCCCGGGGCCGAUCGGGACGAUGUCCCCGAACAACGACGCGCUCGAGAAGCGCCGCGCGAAGCUCGCGAAGCAGCAGUCGGAGGCGACGCGAAGGCGCGCGCCGCGUCUCGUCUUUUCGCUCCUCGCGCGUUUCGCUCCCUCUCCGCAGGGCGACAAAGGCUUCGCGGACGCGCUCGACGACGUCGACGACGCCGCGCCGAAGAAGAGCGGGCUGUCGAGAUCGACCGCAGGCUCCGCGGACGGCGCCCAGACGAAUGCGACGACAAAACGCGCGCCGACGCUCAACGCGUCGGACGUGUUAAACCUCUACAGCAACUGCAUCAAGCUCGCGUCGGAGAACAAGAUCAACGCGAAGAACACGUGGUCGCUCGCGCUGAUCGACCACAUCUCCGAAAUCGUCCGCGACAGCAAGGACGAGGACGGCCAGACCAACUUUCAAAAGAGCUCGUGCACGCUCGACGCCGGCGUGAAGAUUUACGCGUCGCGCGUCGACUCGUUCCACAACGAGACGUUCAAGAUGCUCGGCGGGAUGAACAAGGUGACGCAGAGCGAGGAGUGCGAAGACGAGGACGGCGCCGGGGCGAAGGGCGACGGCGCGGAUGGCUCCGACGCGAUGGACGACGGCGCGGACGGCGGCAAGCCGAAGAGGCGAUCCGCGAGGGCGGUGGCGACGCUCGAGCAGCCCGACGCGCACACGGUGAAGGAAGUCGCGACCGCGACCGUGGACCCGCUGUUCCAGAAGACCUCUGCGCUGUUCGACGAGGGCGGCGCGAGCGGGUUGCUCCUGUGCAAUCUGUCCGUGCAUCGCGGGUGUAACAUCUGCUUCGACUCGGAGGAGGUGCCGUGCUACGAAGACGUCGGCUGCGACGACGACGAACGCGCGCUCGACGGCGUCUUCGUCGACCUCAGCUCGAUGCGACCGGCGAUCGACGCCGCGAGGAAGGUGGCGUCCACGACGAACCGUAUCACGCCGUCUAUCGCCGUGAUCGAGGAGACGCUCGCGGAGCUCGUGGGCGGCGUCGCGCCGUCCGCGGCGGCGGCGGCGGCGGCGGCGGCGGUGGAUCCAAACUCGAGCGCGCCGGUGUCGCUCUUUGACUUUUCCUCCGGCGAGGGCUUGCAGUUCGCGGAGUACGACGACGACGACGACGACGACGACGACGACGAGACCGGGUACGAUAACGCGGACGCGAACGAGUUUGGCGGCGGGUUCGACGACGACGCUCCGUUCGGGAUGGGAGAAAACUGGAACGACGACCACGGCGGCGGCGGCGGCGGCGGCGGCGGCGGCGCGGCGAACGACUCGGACGCGUUGGACGAGGAAGGCGGCGCCGGGCUCGAGUGGGUCGUCAACUCUGGCGUCGGCGGGAAGAUGGCAUGGGCGGGGCCGAGCCACUGGCGGUUCAAGGCGCCGUCGAAGCCGUCCACCUCCAACGGCGACGGCGGGACGUCCGGAGAGAAGUCCGCGGACGGCGAGGACGGCGACGGCAAACCGAAGAAGAAGAAGGGCGAGCUGACGUACGAUUUCGAAAACCUCGAAGAGCCGGACGAGACGCGCUUCACGCUCAGCGCGACGGGCGAAGAGCUCUUGCUCGUGACCGCGCCGACGGCGACGGACACGCUGCUUCCUCCGGACCUCGGGUACGAAGCGAGCGACCUGAUCAAGCUGUCGCUGAGGCCGAACUUUGGGAUCGCCGGCGCGUCGAGCGGCGGCGCGGUCGGCGUCUCCGGCGGCGGCGGCGGCGGCGGCGGGGACUUUUUCGGCGGCGACGACGGCGACUUUGGCUCCGGCGGGUUCGCGGAGUACGACGACGACGACGAGAACAACCUCGACGACGCCGCGCCGUCACCGAUCAUCGGCGCGAACGGCGACCUCGUGGACGCGCCGCGUCGCGUGGAGAAGAUUCGCGUCAACUACGACCGAUCGUCGAAGCAGGUUGACGUCAAGGAGCUAAAGUCGACGCUCUGGGACAACAUCCACGACGCCGACGCGGGCGAGGCGGACGCCGACGCGGUGGAGGGAACGAAGUCGUUCCACGACCUCCUGGAUAAAUUUCCGGAGGACAACGCCGCGGGGGCGACGGAGGACAUCUCCGUGCACAUGGCGUUCAUAUGCUUGCUUCACCUCGCGAACGAGCACGGGUUGAAGAUCACCGAUCGCGAGACGCUGAACGACUUGGACAUCAGCGGCAAAAUCCCCGCGGCGUGAGCGUGUCGCGAGGCGAGGCUCCGUGAGGAGGGGUGGGGGGUUUUAGGGGCGCGGGAUGGGCGUCGCGACGCCGCGCUGUAAUAUUGAACACCGAUGAAACGUUU
Molecule: messenger RNA, 2387 nt
Organism: Micromonas pusilla CCMP1545
Lineage: Eukaryota; Viridiplantae; Chlorophyta; Mamiellophyceae; Mamiellales; Mamiellaceae
Product: condensin complex component, barren domain-containing non-smc subunit
Exons: 2
Coding region: 1-2283 (760 amino acids)
Biological process (GO): mitotic chromosome condensation
Cellular component (GO): condensin complex
Molecular function (GO): chromatin binding
Source: RefSeq, a predicted model, not a curated record